Messenger RNA from Orycteropus afer afer, 2334 nucleotides. It is a transcript of the gene IMPDH1, whose product is annotated as inosine monophosphate dehydrogenase 1. Gene Ontology annotation, cellular component: cytoplasm. Lineage: Eukaryota; Metazoa; Chordata; Mammalia; Tubulidentata; Orycteropodidae. The record is from RefSeq and is a predicted model, not a curated record. Gene Ontology annotation, biological process: GTP biosynthetic process. Gene Ontology annotation, molecular function: IMP dehydrogenase activity.
AUGGAGGGGCCGCCGCUGCUGGGGUCGGGGCAGCUCUCGCCACCGCUGCAGGGAGGCGGAGCCGCCGCGGUUCCGGAGCCCGGAACCCGGCAACACCCGGGACACGAGACGGCGGCGCAGCGGUACAGCGCCCGCCUGCUGCAGGCCGGCUACGAGCCCGAGAGCGACUUCCUGAUCCUUCCCGGCUUCAUCGACUUUACAGCCGAUGAGGUGGAUCUGACGUCAGCCCUGACUCGGAAGAUCACCCUGAAAACACCACUCAUCUCCUCGCCCAUGGACACUGUGACAGAGGCAGACAUGGCCAUCGCGAUGGCGCUGAUGGGAGGGAUUGGUUUUAUCCACCACAACUGCACCCCAGAAUUCCAGGCCAACGAGGUGCGGAAAGUCAAGAAGUUUGAACAGGGCUUCAUCACGGACCCCGUGGUGCUGAGUCCCUCGCACACUGUGGGCGACGUACUGGAGGCCAAGAUCCGACAUGGCUUCUCUGGCAUCCCCAUCACGGAGCGAGGCACCAUGGGCAGCAAGCUGGUGGGCAUCGUCACCUCCCGAGACAUCGACUUCCUCGCCGAGAAGGACCACACCACCCUCCUCAGUGAGGUGAUGACGCCGCGGAACGAGCUGGUGGUGGCUCCAGCAGGUGUGACGUUGAAAGAGGCAAAUGAGAUUCUGCAGCGCAGCAAGAAAGGGAAGCUGCCCAUUGUCAAUGAGCGCGAUGAGCUAGUGGCCAUCAUUGCCCGCACUGACCUGAAGAAGAACCGGGACUACCCUCUGGCCUCCAAAGACUCCCACAAGCAGCUGCUGUGUGGGGCAGCUGUGGGCACCCGCGAGGAUGACAAGUACCGCUUGGACCUGCUCACCCAGGCAGGCACCGACGUCAUCGUGCUGGACUCGUCCCAAGGGAACUCGGUAUAUCAGAUUGCCAUGGUACACUACAUCAAGCAGAAGUACCCCCACCUGCAGGUGAUUGGUGGCAAUGUGGUGACAGCAGCUCAGGCCAAGAACCUGAUCGACGCCGGGGUGGAUGGGCUGCGUGUGGGCAUGGGCUGUGGUUCCAUCUGCAUCACCCAAGAAGUGAUGGCCUGUGGCCGGCCCCAGGGCACCGCCGUGUACAAGGUGGCUGAGUAUGCCCGGCGCUUUGGGGUGCCUGUCAUAGCCGACGGUGGCAUCCAGACCGUGGGCCACGUGGUCAAGGCUCUGGCCCUUGGUGCCUCCACAGUGAUGAUGGGCUCCCUGCUGGCUGCCACCACGGAGGCCCCUGGCGAGUACUUCUUCUCGGAUGGGGUGCGGCUCAAGAAGUACCGGGGCAUGGGCUCGCUGGACGCCAUGGAGAAGAGCAGCAGCAGCCAGAAGCGAUACUUCAGCGAGGGGGACAAGGUGAAGAUCGCACAGGGCGUCUCGGGCUCCAUCCAGGACAAAGGCUCCAUCCAGAAGUUCGUGCCCUACCUCAUCGCAGGUAUCCAACAUGGCUGCCAGGACAUUGGAGCCCGGAGCCUGUCUGUGCUGCGAUCCAUGAUGUACUCAGGAGAGCUCAAGUUUGAGAAGCGAACCAUGUCGGCUCAGAUCGAGGGUGGUGUUCACGGCCUGCACUCUUACGAGAAGCGGCUGUACUGAGGACGGCGGUGGAGGCCGAGGUGGUGGAGGGGGCAUGCCCCCUGGGCCUUCCUUUGAGCCCAGCCUCCCUCCAUAACUGAGCGGCCCACAGAUUUGCACUACAGGUUCCCCAGCUCCUGUCAAGAGAGAGAGAGAGAGAGAGGAGGGGACAAGGGGUCCCCAGGGGCUGGCAGUGCUCCCCGGGCACCCCUGCAGCCAGAAAUGCUCCUGGGCCAGGCUGCCCUGGGAGCUCCCGGGCCCUGGACCCAGCACCCCAGCCCAGCCGCCCAGGCUCUCAGGCCUCGUGCCUGCCUCAGGUCUUUCUAGCCGCAGCCUGCUCCAGCUGGCUCGCACCCCGGCAGGUGGCCCCUUCUGUAGGGCACCCCCGGAAAUGGUGCUCUCCUAGCCCCGCCUCUGGCCCAUCCUGGGCUGCCACCCCCUCAGCCACGUGGCACUUCUGGGCUCCUGGCCCAGGCUAGGGGGAGGUCUCUGCCCCCUUCCUCUGGCCCCUCAGCUAUCCUGGGCGCUGCUCCUCAGGCCACUCCCCCAUCCCCGGCCCUGGGGACGAGGCCGCCCUGGCCUUGGCCUCCUGCCCAUCAUUCCGACCCUCCACUAUCCCCAGGUGUACCAUUCCUGCCCUCCUCUCAGCUGCAGUCGAAGGCUUUAACUUUGCACACUUUGGGGUCAUGUUGGCGUUGUUGUAUAUGAAAUAAUCUGAAUAAAUCAAGCAGGUCUCAAGGCAUC